AUGCCCAAAAAGCACAGGCAGACAUACCAACCCAAACCAGGCUCGAACUAUGUUCAUCCCUCCCUCGGGGGCAGUCCUCGCCCAAACGAGAGUGCUCAGGAAAAACCUGUGCUAUCCGUCAACGAACGUCUCUCAAACCUGAGGCUCGCCCAAAGAUCCGCAGCCUCAACCGAAAGAAAGCGUCAGCUUGCUGAACUUUCGAAUCAAAGGUCAUUACCACCGAGUCUGGGGCAGGGCAUUCUGGGCCAAGCUGCUGUAGCAGCGCCGGCUCCAAGAAACAGUGCUUCUCUGAGAUCGAGAGUUCGGCUGAGAACGCCUGGCCCUGCCCCUCCGCCUAGUUGGGUGUCGAGACUAACAAGUCAUAGACAAGCAUUGGAAAACCGCUAUUAUCCGGCAAAACGACAACCAAGGACUUUUGGCCAGAAUGGUGCCCCGACGAGGAAUCUACCACAUGGACUGGCCCGCUUCUUGAAUAUGGCAAACGAUAACCCUGUUGUACCUGGUAGUUUAUUGGACAUGUCGUUGAAGGUAGCUGCACAAAACUGGACAGAUAUCGUGGAAGACUGCGGCGAAUGGCUCGACGUGAUUCCACCACAUCUACGUGUUGUCUUGCUCAGUUACAUAACCACCAUGGGACCUCCGGAAGGAGUAUCAAUGACAGGCCUUCAAGCUCUGUUCCCAAAUCCUUCCGAAGCUUCUUCCCUGGACCUAUCGGGAUUAGUAGGCUGGGGUUUCAGUCUCAAAGAACUCAGGAAAUGGCUUCAUAAGUCGGCUGGAGAUGCCAGAGACAUGGCGGAAAAGUCCAAAAGGGAGAAAAGCGAUGUCGCGGAUUCAUGGGACCAGGACACAUCCUCGGACGACAGCGACUUCUUCAUUCCUACAUCACUUAACAACGAUCUCCGACACUUGACCAAGCUUUCCCUGGCUCAACCUCCCUCCUCGGCCUCUUGGACAGACCUUCUACUUCUAUCCAAGGACCUUAACACAAUAACGCAUCUCAGUCUCAGUAACUGGCCCUUCCCGACACGGACUCCAAAUUCCACCUCGCCUUACGCUUCUCUCGAUCGUGACUUCGAAGAGCCAGCUCUAGUCCUUCGCAUGCUAGCCGAGAAUACCUACUGCCUUCGCUGGCUCGACCUCCAAGGUUGUCACUCCUGGCUAUCCGCCUUGACGUAUCGCUCAUAUGCCCUUCCUCAACCGACAGAUUCAGACGAUAGUGACAACGACUGGUCACAACAAACUCAGCGACUCAAAGGUCCAGAUUGGAACGGAGCUUGGCGCCACCUCACCUACCUAAAUCUCGCUCAAGACGCCAACACAUGGUUUCCCGCCAACACGAAAUUUCUCAAAACCUCUUCGUUCCGCCAGAAGAUGGCAAAGACUUAUUUUCGCAUUGGUGUCAAGCAUCAACAGAUCAUCGAUGACUUGCGCGAUUACAUAUCUCUACAUCCAGAGAAAAGAGAGUUUCAAGUCCAACAUUGUGGCGAUUGCCAUGCUUCUGCUGAUCUAGGAGAUUGUUGGGCAGAAUGUGGGGAUUGCAACUCCUACCAUGAUUUGUUUGUCGGUCUGAUGGCUAGAUGGUUGGAAAGAGAGGCUGAGGCGAGGACAGUGGCGAGAGGUAUCAUUGCUGCUAGACAGGGUACAGGUUUGAGGUGUGCCUUUGAUCAUGGGUGGCAGAGUAGAGAGAGUUAUCCUGUCUUGAACUGGUCCUAG
Molecule: messenger RNA, 1713 nt
Organism: Aureobasidium namibiae CBS 147.97
Lineage: Eukaryota; Fungi; Ascomycota; Dothideomycetes; Dothideales; Saccotheciaceae
Exons: 1
Coding region: 1-1713 (570 amino acids)
Source: RefSeq, a predicted model, not a curated record